GCAUUAGACACCUUGGUUCCCUCGCCGUCCGCCAGCAGGUGUUCAGAGCAGAGGCCGCAGCAGGAACGUGCAGUAUGGUGCCGCGCCUGCUGAAGACUGGCGUCCGGAUGUUGGGGAAAGCGCUGGGGUGCGGACGCCUGACGUGCUGUGCCUUCGUGGUGACGCUGGUGCUCACCGGACACUACAUCGCGGGGCGGUUCACCUUCAAUCACUCCCUCAGCUUUGCGCCUCCUGAUUGGCUGACGCGCGACCCCGACGCCUGCCGACCCAGCGCCAACAUCGCCUUCCUCAAGACUCACAAAUGCGCCUCGUCCGCCGUCCAGAACAUCCUCUUCCGCUAUGGAUACGCCCACGGGUUGCAGUUCGCCCUCCCUGACCACGGCAACUACUUCGGCGGGGCGGUGUCCUUCAAGGCGGACAUGCUGCGCCUCACGCCCUGGUACAAACUCGGGGUCAACAUCUUCGCCAUACACACCAAGUGGGACUACGAGCAGGUUAAAAGCGUGAUGCCCAAUGACACUGUAUACAUCUCCAUUGUCAGAGAACCCACUGAGCUGUUCGAAUCGCUGUAUACCUACGUUAAGUUCGAAAACUUUUACAAGAAAACAUUAGAGGAAUUCGUAGCGUCGGAAGAUGCAGACGGCGAGAGAUACCAAAAAUACCUGUGGUACAAUCAGAUGGCCUGGGAUUUCGGUCUGCCAGCGGAAGCCAUGACGGACCUCGACGCAGUGCAACAGCUGGUGGACGCGGCAGACAAGCAGUUCGGGUUGGUGAUGGUGGCAGAGAGGAUGGACGAGUCGCUGGUGUUGCUCAGCCACUUCCUCUGCUGGGACCUGAGUGACGUCGUCGUGCUCAAAGUCAACGCAAGAAGCUCCAAGUUCAGGACAAACCUGAGCGCCGAGACAGCAAGCAACGCUCAGAAGGAGCAAACUGGCGCCGGAACUAUCUUAUUAAACGAGCAUUUCACCAGGAAGUUCGACCGGCUGGCUAGGAGCUCUUCGGCAGAGAGAGGAUGGAGAGGGAGUUACUGUCACUCCAACCCAAGCUUAGAACCUCUAUACCGCUCCAAGUCUUGCACCUGA
Messenger RNA from Penaeus vannamei (Pacific white shrimp), 1082 nucleotides. The record is from RefSeq and is a predicted model, not a curated record. Lineage: Eukaryota; Metazoa; Arthropoda; Malacostraca; Decapoda; Penaeidae.